AUGUACGAUACGCCCAGCCCCAGCGCGCAGGACGACGGCGCUGCGCCCGCAGCGUCGUCUCACACAGGAACGGGGCGAAAAGCCACCGUUUCUUUGCAGCUGUUUGAGGCGAUGCGUAGAAAUGGCAACGCACAAGGUACAGAUACCGGCAAAGCAGCGCAAAGCAGCCCGACGCGCGCGGCAGUAGACGAGCGGCGAGCGAGCACACCGUCGUCCCUAAUUGCCCACAGCACGACACUUUCACCCCCAGUACAGGACGUGGAACGCUUUAUUUUAUACGACGACGAUACCGCGCAAGAACUCUCUUCGCGGGCCUCUUCGAGCACCGGCUUAAGCAGCGAUGACUCGGAGAGCGAAUCGAGCGUCGGCGCCGGCGCCGGCGAGCUGUACAGUGCGAGUCAACCGAAAGGCAGUGGUGCACAGACGAUAACCAUCCCUUCGCCACAUUUGUUUGACGGUCGACCUGCGCCGCCUUCAAGUCAGAAACACCAUCACCACGUCCUGGAUUCGUCGGAGCCGCUCCCGAAUGUAGUGCAGCUGCAGCCGUUUAACCAUCAGGUUGGCGGGCACCAUCAUAUCUUUCAAUUCUCACGGCGUGCCGUGUGCAAGCCGUUGGUUUCGCGCGAGAAUCAGUUUUACGAAGCACUCGAGCACGACCACCCCGACAUGCUUGUAUUUGUACCGCAAUACCUCGGCGUGCUGAACGUGACUUACCGCCAUGUCCAGCGCGAUGACAGCGAAAUAGAGCAGCAGGAAGCCCGGAGGCGUAUUUUUGAAGAAGACGACGAAAACGAGGUGCCUGAAGUGGCACUCUCGAUGAACGAGCACAUCAUGCCCGACUGGCUGCUGCGCAAAUCGCGCAUGCAGCGACAUGCGAGCCAAGGCUAUGCAGAGACGGAACAUGAUAAAGACAGCCCCACGCUCUCGUGCCGCUCCACGUCUAUGGACAGCGAAGUAGCGAGCCCAUCGAGCAUUAUCGGCACAGGCAGCACCACGGUAAACCGCAGGCUCCAGGAGCAGGUCCUCCGCGAGGUGUUUCACCGGUCGAAACAUGGGCGCCCCAAACGCGCUGCCCCAAGCGACGCCCCGCGCGAACGGCUCGCCAAGUCGUGGGAUGGCCUCAAGGGCACCGAACUGAGACUAUCGCAGACGCGCUUGGGCGAGGAUUCCGGCUGGGAACCAGCACGGCAUGUAUCCGUAGGCGGCGUCCAUCCCGAGCGACAGAAAGCAGAGCGCGCGCCGAAACCGUGUGCUGCGGAGAGCACCAAACCAGAGCAGUUCAUCUUGCUGGAGGACCUUACCGGCGGCUUAAAAGCCCCUUGCGUCCUCGACCUCAAGAUGGGAACGCGGCAGUACGGCAUGGAUGCGACUGACGCCAAGAAGCGGAGCCAGACCAAGAAAUGCAAUGCAACGACGAGCGGCACGCUUGGAACGCGUUUGUGUGGAAUGCAAAUGUAUGACGCGCGCGUCGACGAGUUUGUUUUUUGCGACAAGUACUAUGGCCGCAAGAUUUUGUCGCAAGAUUUCACCACCGAGCUCGAGCGCUUUUUCUCCAACGGCCAUCAUGUCCUGCUUCACCACAUACCUGCGAUGAUCACCAAGCUGUAUAGUCUCGCGCGCGAGGUUCGGAAACUGCACGGAUACCGUUUCUAUGCGAGCAGUCUUUUGCUCAUUUACGACGGCGAUGUAAAGCGCCAGCAUAGCCUGCUCGAUGCAUUUGAGCGGACGCUUCCGUGUGCGGGAUCGCGCACUUCGAGUGUCUCUGGCUCCAGUGUGAGCUCGGACCAGCUCGGCGUCCUUAGCGAGGCUAGUACUAACACCUCGCCCUCUUUUCCCCCCUCGUCGUUUUCCUCUGCCACGGUGUUGACCCUCCCCUCGCCAAAACUGGCCCCUACGCCGAGCCCCGCCCAAGCGGCGCAGCUCGAGACAGGUGAUACACACUUGCGCCGCCAGCGCCGCCAUGGAAACGUAACAAUCCGUAUUAUUGACUUUGCACACUGCACGACAGGCAAAGACUUCUACUUUCCCGAGGACCAAGCGAUGCGUCCGCCGACCACGCCAGAGGAACAGGCAAUGCCGAUUGCGCGGCUCCCGCCGCACCACAGAGAUAUGCCCGAUUCAGGCUACUUAUGGGGCCUCCGUUCUCUCACCAAAUCGUUUUACGAGAUCUGGUACAGAGAACGCAUGCGGCGGAUCAAAACAGCGCUCGCUGCGCUUUCUGACGAUGCUACGUUCACAACAAGGGAGUAUGCAACGCGCAGUGUAGAUAUUGGCGAGCUGUAUGUCCCUGGCGGCGAAAUUUUCGUCGAUAUGUUUGGCUCCGACGGCCGUCAAGGCGACCUCUCCGGCUACAUUUCCACCUAG
Molecule: messenger RNA, 2364 nt
Organism: Malassezia vespertilionis
Lineage: Eukaryota; Fungi; Basidiomycota; Malasseziomycetes; Malasseziales; Malasseziaceae
Gene: KCS1
Product: inositol-hexakisphosphate 5-kinase
Exons: 1
Coding region: 1-2364 (787 amino acids)
Biological process (GO): phosphatidylinositol phosphate biosynthetic process; inositol phosphate biosynthetic process
Cellular component (GO): cytoplasm; nucleus
Molecular function (GO): inositol hexakisphosphate kinase activity
Source: RefSeq, a predicted model, not a curated record